AUGGAUUUGAUCUUUUCUUGUGUUCUUGUGAUAAGUAUCUUCUUCAAAAGGGCAACCGGCCCUGGACUUGAGUCCCUUGUAGAUCAGACAAUCUUGAUCAUUACCAAUGAUGGACGCAACAUUGUGGGCGUUAUAAAAGGCUUUGAUCAGGCUACAAAUAUCAUUCUCGACGAAUCUCAUGAACGUGUGUACUCUACCAAGGAAGGUGUUCAGCAACUUGUGCUGGGUUUGUACAUAAUAAGAGGAGAUAACAUAAGUGUUGUAGGUGAACUAGACGAAGAGCUUUAUUCUGCUCUUGACUUGUCAAACCUUAGAGCACACCCUCUGAUGCCUGUUAUCCAUUGAUAGAACUAUGAAAGUUUAUAGUUGAUAAGAACAGCACUUUGAACUAAGUUCCUAGGAAAACAUGCUAAAGAACAUAAAUAUGAUGAGAAACCAAAUGUGUAAUGAUUUUUGGAUGCAUUUCUAUCAUUUUAUUGGUAGCUGUUUACCUGCAUUCAUAUUGAUCAUAAUAUAGUGU
Messenger RNA from Hibiscus syriacus, 520 nucleotides. RefSeq names its product sm-like protein LSM8. The record is from RefSeq and is a predicted model, not a curated record. Gene Ontology annotation, molecular function: RNA binding. Gene Ontology annotation, biological process: mRNA splicing, via spliceosome. Gene Ontology annotation, cellular component: precatalytic spliceosome; U6 snRNP; U4/U6 x U5 tri-snRNP complex. Lineage: Eukaryota; Viridiplantae; Streptophyta; Magnoliopsida; Malvales; Malvaceae. The transcript has 7 exons. The coding region runs from base 1 to 345 and encodes 114 amino acids.